Trichoderma reesei QM6a is the source of this 924-nucleotide messenger RNA. RefSeq lists its product as uncharacterized. NCBI's taxonomy places the organism in Eukaryota, Fungi, Ascomycota, Sordariomycetes, Hypocreales, Hypocreaceae. Gene Ontology annotation, molecular function: oxidoreductase activity, acting on the CH-CH group of donors. Gene Ontology annotation, biological process: very long-chain fatty acid biosynthetic process. Bases 1 to 924 code for a protein of 307 amino acids. The transcript has 3 exons. The record is from RefSeq and is a predicted model, not a curated record.
AUGGCUCCUCCAACGACGCUCAAGCUGACGAAUCGCUCUCCCAAGCAGCCCAUCAAGAAGCUCCCGGCGGCCAUCCACCUCCCCGCCGACGCCACCGUCGAAGAUGUCAAGAAGCUGAUUGCGAAAGAGGCCGGGUUCAGCGACUACAACCGCAUUGGCCUGUUUUACCCGUCGACCAGGAAGACGCUCAAGGACCGCAAGGCUCUGAUUGCAGAGGACAAAGAGGUUGCCGACGCGGGCGAGGUGCUGGUCAAGGAUCUCGGCCUUCAAAUUGCCUGGAGAACCGUCUUCGUCGUCGAGUACCUCGGCCCGAUCCUCAUCCACAUCGCCGCCGUCGCCGCCCGCCCGUACCUGCUCAAGGACCCGUCCAUGUCGCCCUCGCAAUGGCUCAGCUUCGGCAUGAUCGUGGCGCACUUCUUCAAGCGCGAGCUGGAGACGCUCUUCGUGCACAAGUUCUCGGCCAACACGAUGCCUGCGCGCAACAUCUUCAAGAACAGCGCGCACUACUGGCUCCUCUCGGGCGCCCUCUGCGCCUGGUCCAUCUACUACAGCCCCUGGUCGCUGGCCGCGCGCGCCGACCAGCCGCUGGUGGACGCCGUCGGCACCGUGCUGUACCUGUUUGGCGAGAUCAGCAACGCGCUCGUGCACCUGUACCUGUCCAGCCUGCGGUCGGCGGGCGGCACCGAGCGCAAGAUCCCGCAGGGCUACGGCUUCUCGCUCGUCACCUGCCCCAACUACAUGUACGAGGUGCUGGCGUGGGUGGGCAUCAUCCUGGCCAGCCGCGACUGGUCCGUUGCGCUCUUUAUCCUCAUUGGCGGCGUGCAGAUGUUCGUCUGGGCCAAGGGCAAGGAGAGGGCGUACCGCAAGGAGUUUGGUGACAAGUACAAGAAGAAGCGCUAUGUCAUGCUUCCGGGAUUGGCGUAA